Molecule: messenger RNA, 1706 nt
Organism: Salvia splendens (bonfire salvia)
Lineage: Eukaryota; Viridiplantae; Streptophyta; Magnoliopsida; Lamiales; Lamiaceae
Product: golgin subfamily B member 1-like
Exons: 4
Source: RefSeq, a predicted model, not a curated record
AAGUUUCCAGGGAAAAAGAUUUAGCUGAAAAUGCCAAACAUGAAGCUGUUGCACACAUUGAAAAACUGUCUUAUUUACACUCGGAGGAAAAGGAGAGACAAAUGUCUGAAAUUACGGUUUUAAAAUUUGGUGUGGACAACAUGAAAAAUGACCUUUCUGCAAUUGACAAAGAACUGGGGGAUGCUCUUUCCAAAGAUUUGGAAAUGUCUCCUGAUCUGGGUGCUCUAUUUCCUGGCAGCUUACCUGGGGUCACAUUGUCUACAAAAUCAGAGAACAAGGUUUUUAUGACCCAAAUUGAUUCUAUCUGGGAGCGAAUUCACGAGCAUUCACGUUUAUUACAAGAAGAAUCGUCUCGCUUAUCUGAAGUAGUCAUGAAUGUUCAUAGAGAGUAUACUUCUGAGAAGGAGUUCUAUGAAUCUGUGAAGAGAGAUGCUGAGCAUUUUCAGUCAAUUGACAAAGAGAAGGAGUCAAAAUUGCAUAUCUUGCAUGGAAACAUUUCAUUGUUGUUUGAAAGCUGUGCUAGUGCAAUUUCAAGACUCGGAAACUGGAAGGAACAUAUGGUUGAAAAUGCCUUGGCAUCUAGAUCUCCACAGAGGAACUUAAAUUCUCAAAAUCAAAUUGGAGGAAAUAUUUCUGUUGGCGAUGCAAGCAUCUUCAAUGUGGAAAGCAUUAGGAGCAUGUGCGACAAACUAUCACUGGUUGUGGGGGAUUCCAUAAGCAUGCAUACUAAUGAGUUGGGCAGAGUGAUGGAAGUUGGGCAGAGUGAGAUGAAGAGUACCAUAAUGAAUUUACAGAAUGAACUUCAAGAGAAGGAUAUCCAGAAAGAGAAAAUUUGCAAGGAACUUGUAGGUCAGAUAAAGGAAGCUGAAACUAAUGCAAAGAAUUAUUUACUUGAUCUUCAGCAAGCAAGGGUAAAGCUAGAUGCUUCACAGAGACAAUUGGAUGUACUGGGUGAGGAGCGCAAGUUGUUGGAACAGAGAGUGAAAGAACUCCAAGUUAAUGAAACUAAUGCCUUAGAUUUGCAGCAGAAAGUCAACUCACUGACAGAUGCACUAGCUGCAAAAGUACAAGAAUGUGAGGGGCUGAUGCAAGCCCUUGAUGAAGAGGAGACGGAAAUGGAAAACCUUGCAAACAAGAUUGUGGGGUUUGAAAAUGAGUUGCAUCAAAAGAACAAAGACUUGGAGAACCUUGAAGCGUCUCGUGCUAAAGCUUUAAAGAAGCUUUCUGUCACCGUGAGCAAGUUUGAUGAACUUCAUUAUCUCUCUGAAAAUCUCCUAUCUGAGGUUGAGAAACUCCAAUCCCAGCUGCAAGAGAAAGAUGGAGAGAUUUCUUUCCUUAGGCAAGAGGUUACUAGGUGCACUAAUGAUGCACUAGCUGUCACACAGAUGAGCAAGAAGAGUUCUGAUGAGAUUCGGGAGUUGCUUGCUUGGCUUGAUUCCUCGAUAUCUCAUGUACAGGUCAAUGAUGUAACUAUUGAUUAUUCGAAUCACCUGAUCGACGAAUAUAAAGAGGUAUUACAGAAGAAGAUUUUGGACUUGAUAUCUGAGUUGGAGAAUCUUCGUGCGACGACCCAGAACAGAGAUAUAAUGUUGCAAGAAGAGAGAAUUAAAGUGGAUGAAUUAACACAAAAAGAACAGCAUCUGAAGAACUCAUUGCGUGAAAUGGAAUCUCAACUAUUUGUGCUCCAAGGUGUUGGGGGUUUCUGA